GUUUCACGGGCUCGAUUCACAUUUAUAUGGGACUUUCUAUACAAACAAAAAAGCUAUGCAAUUGUCUUAUCUGCUCGUCUUGUCGGCUACUUGGUAAGCUAACACUAGUAUGGCCACUUGUGACGGUUGGUGGCCAGAUCUUAUUCAGUGUCAGCACUCAGGACUUUAUUUCAUACCAUGGAUCUUAAUCAUGAACCGCUGGACUAAGCUUAUCUGGCUGGAUAUAUCAAGGAGAUAAGCUCUUAAGUCCGUUGCGCAGUACAAAUUAAACAUACAGGAAUGCGAGCACUGUCCGCUGCCAUUCAAGGAAAGUAUCAAUGAACCUGCCAGAACCCGACAUGACAGAAAGGCAUACUACCUGGUUAAUCACAGGCGCAUCGUCCGGCAUCGGCCGAUCCCUCGCCUUGGAAGCGUUGAACGCCGGGUUCAGAGUUAUCGGCACAACCCGCAACGUCAGCCAAGCCGAAACCAAUUGUGCUGAAUUCUCAUCGCGAGGAGGGACCUGGUUGGAAUUGGACCCUGCCGUGCCGGAUGCCUACCACCAGAUCGCCAAAGUCGCUCAAAAGGAAAACAUCGAUGUGCUAGUCAACAACGCCGGAUACGCCUUCAUUGGCAGUGUGGAAGUUGUCAGCGAGGAGGACGUCCACGCCCAGAUGGAAGUUAACUUCUACGGGCCCCUGCGUACCGUUCAAGCCUGUCUGCCUGCGAUGCGCGCGCGAGGGUCCGGCCAGAUCAUCCUCAUCAGCAGCGGUGCUGGGUUCAUCGCUCGUCCUGCACGGGGUGUUUAUUCCGUCAGUAAAUUUGCCAUCGAGGCCAUUCACGAGUCUCUGGCUCAGGAGGUCAGAUCCUUUGAGAUCAAAGUUCUGAUCGUGGAGCCAGGUGCAUUCCGGACGACUUUUGCGACGAAUUCACAAGCCCGCACGGAUUCAUGAGAGGUUCAGUCACGAUUACAUAAAGACUAUUGUGGAGCAGAUGAUCAACGGUAUUCAUGUCGUGAAGUCGCUCCUGGACUCUGUCAAGGGUGAUCCGGAUAUGGUACCAUGCACGCGGUCAUCAGCAACCAUGAUUAUCUUUGUCUGCCCCUGAGAACAAAUUGCGUCGCUGAGUGAGAGUUGAGAAUCGCAGCCCUACAUUAUGAUGUGAAAGCGACGAAGGUCAUUAUUAUGAGGACGCAUGUUGAGUGAUAAAUUUCGGUCCACUCUAUCAUUGCUAGUUCUAUAAGAAGGCUAAUAUUUAUGAUAUUGAUGAUGAGAGUGUUGUGAAGAACCUCGAUUUCGGUCUACCUUGAUUGUCUGCGGAAACCUGG
Aspergillus aculeatinus CBS 121060 is the source of this 1306-nucleotide messenger RNA. RefSeq names its product SDR family oxidoreductase. NCBI's taxonomy places the organism in Eukaryota, Fungi, Ascomycota, Eurotiomycetes, Eurotiales, Aspergillaceae. Bases 339 to 932 code for a protein of 197 amino acids. Gene Ontology annotation, molecular function: oxidoreductase activity. The transcript has 3 exons. The record is from RefSeq and is a predicted model, not a curated record.